Molecule: messenger RNA, 2471 nt
Organism: Cavia porcellus (domestic guinea pig)
Lineage: Eukaryota; Metazoa; Chordata; Mammalia; Rodentia; Caviidae
Gene: Snx10
Product: sorting nexin 10
Exons: 8
Coding region: 173-778 (201 amino acids)
Biological process (GO): cilium assembly; vesicle organization; intracellular protein transport
Cellular component (GO): endosome
Molecular function (GO): phosphatidylinositol phosphate binding
Source: RefSeq, a predicted model, not a curated record
GCCGCCGCCGCGCCUGAGUCAGCAGAGCCCGCCGCCUGCCCGCCGCCGGCCCGCCGGCCUCGGUGCUCUGUCCGGCCCGCGGAGCUGCCGGCUGGAUCCCGUAGGACGAUAAGAAAAGGAGAUCUUCUGCCUUAUUCUACCUUCUGCAGAUUGAUCGUAUCCUGUGCUGAAGAUGUUUCCAGAACAACAGAAAGAGGAAUUUGUAAGUGUUUGGGUCCGAGAUCCUAGGAUUCAGAAGGAAGACUUCUGGCAUUCUUAUAUCGACUAUGAGAUAUGUAUUCAUACCAAUAGCAUGUGUUUCACAAUGAAAACGUCCUGUGUACGAAGACGAUACAGAGAAUUUGUGUGGCUGAGACAGAGACUCCAGAGUAACGCACUGCUGGUGCAACUGCCAGAACUUCCAUCUAAAAACCUGUUUUUCAACAUGAACAAUCGCCAGCACGUUGAUCAGCGUCGUCAGGGAUUGGAAGAUUUCCUCAGAAAAGUCCUACAGAACGCACUUUUGCUUUCAGAUAGCAGCCUUCACCUCUUCCUGCAGAGCCAUCUGAACUCGGAGGACAUCGAGGCGUGUGUUUCUGGGCAGACCAAAUACUCAGUAGAAGAAGCCAUUCAAAAGUUUGCCUUAAUGAACAGACGUUUCCCCGAAGAAGACGAAGAAGGAAAGAAAGAAAAUGAUGUAGAUUAUGAUUCAGAAAGUUCAUCCUCUGGGCUUGGACACAGUAGUGAUGACUGCAGUUCACAUGGAAGUAAAAUAAGUACAGCUCCGCAGGAAUCUUGAAAAAUAAUUCUAAUGGUACUAUAUUAGGAAUAGCAAAUUGUGUUAAGUCAUAGAGAAGAAAGCCUGCUAAUAAUAUAUUCUUACCUAAAGCUCACGGUCAUGAUACUAUGUAUUUAAAUUGUUAAACACGGUGGCUUCAUUAUUAGUGGUACGUAUUUUUAUGCUGUCUAAUUUUAGUCAAGCUUCUGUAUAAAGCUAAAAGCCUGUGAACGCCAUACUUUCCUUUAUUGCCAAAUAUUAUUGGUAAACAAGAUCCUGCCUUCCAGCGAAAUGAUUUCUAUGUGUAAAAACCCCACGCUGGCUUUACUGAAUUUUAAAAGAUAGUAUAUAGGUAGUAUUUAAAAUUGAGCCAGAGCAUUCCUUCUGUAUCAAGAGGGCAGUUACUGUAAACGCGGCAUGUGUGAUGUUAGCCACUGUGAGGAUAGCAGUGUGGAGCAGACUGCCUCAGACCUGUGGCAGGUAUGUGGUAGAUACCUUCCCUGCACUGGCCAAACACUUUGCUUUUGAAUGUUCAACUGAAAUAUUUAAGAGUAAUUAAUCUUUGCAGUAUUCUGUUUCACACUUUGGUGGAAAAUAUAUCUUAUGAAUAGAGAUGUAUUAAGAUAAUGUUUACAUCUUAGAAAAAACAGAAAUAGUGUUAGUCAUUUUACUUAUGUUUGCAAAUGUACAUUCAGAAAUACAUUUUCAUUGUCUAAAAUCAGCUUAAACAAAUGGUUUCUGGAAAUAAAUCAUUUGUUUUCAUUACUACUGUGUCAUUAGAAUUAUAGGUUAAUGAUUUAUUUUCUGACCAAAUAUGUAAUUUCUUAUCACUACAUAGCCUUCAUUAUCAGUGAUGGCUUCUUACUACUUAAGUCAGAAGGAUCUUAUAAAAAUUACUGAAUUUAAUUUUACCAAUAAGUAUUCCCAUCAUUUGGAAAAGGAUGUCAACUUGCCAGUUUCAGAGUUCAUUAUUCAUUUUUAAAAAGGUUUUUCGUUUUAGGCACCUACCUGAAAGUUGAUAUUUUAAUAAAAUGUCUGUAUGUGCAUGUGUGGCCCAAAGAGAAAAUGUUUCAGAUAAACUACUUUGAACUUUAAAUUUCAGAUGUGCCAGCAUUUUCUUGAGAUAAUGAUCCAAGUUUCUUCCUGAUUGAAUAGUACAAAAUCUUCACAUAGCUGGGAUAACUUGUUGCUUUAAUGUUACCCCGCCUGUAGAUGGGAACCAAGGCUGCUACAAAAGGCAGCUUUUUUAUUUUAACUAUGAGUUUAAAAGUUGUAUUAUUAAAAAGUAUUCAAAGUGUUUAUUUUAAAAAACAACAAAAAUGCCCCAGAAAACUAAGAUCCAGCAAAAAAUUAGAUUUAGAAUAAUUUCGUUAUCUAAAACAUUAUUAAACUAUUGUAAAAUGUUGAUUUAAUGUACCUUAUAUUCUAUUAUUUUAUCAUCUAAGACUUAACUGUUUUAAUACAGAGAAAAAAGCCAAGUAGGAGUUAUUUUGCUAAUGUAUGAAGUUUGCAUCAGAGCAGUCUCCUGCUCUUUACCAACACGGAUUUGAAUUCAUACUAUUUCUAUUUCACAGCACUUUGAAAAGCAUAUAUUGUUCCACCAGUUGUCAUGUUAUUUUUAAAUGAUGUAACACCAGCCAUCAAGUAAUGCCUCGUAUUUGGGAUGUAAACUUAAUGUGCUCAUUGGUUUCACAAUAAAUAAGUAAAAAAUCGA